AAAAAAUCCUACUUUAAACUUAACUAAACCAGUUUAAUUUUUUCUCUUCUUCUUUUCUUUUUCUCCUUCUCUUUUUCUUCUCAAAGCCAAUCAGUUGCAUACACAACCCAACUCUUUCAAUCGCUCCACUUAUUUGUUUUCCUUUCUCCAAAACCUAGUAAAGACUCGUUAUUGUUGGUAAUGGAGGACACAAAUAGCAAUAACAUAGCAAAUAAUGUGGCUCGGGCCAUUGUUGCAGCUCUUGAUUGGAACUCUUCUCCUGAUGCUCGCAAAGCCGCCGUCUCUUUUCUUGAUUCCAUCAAAACUGGAGAAGUACAAGUUUUGGCAAAUAUCUCGUUCCUUCUUGUCAAAAAGGAUUGGUCUUCCGAAAUACGGUUGCAUGCUUUCAAAAUGCUGCAGCAUUUGGUCCGGUUGCGAUGGGAGGAAUUAAGCCCAAUGGAGCGCAGGAAUUUUGCAAAUGUUGCUUUCGCAUUGAUGUCUGAGAUUGCAAAUUCUUCGGAGGAAUGGGCUCUGAAAAGUCAGACUGCUGCCUUAGUUGCUGAGAUUGUUAGAAGAGAAGGUGUAGAACUGUGGCAGGAGCUACUUCCAUCUCUUGUUUCCUUGUCUGGCCAGGGUGCUGUUCAAGCUGAAUUGGUUUCAAUGAUGCUGAGAUGGCUUCCUGAAGAUAUUACAGUUCACAAUGAGGAUUUAGAAGGUGAUCGGCGCAGGCUUCUAUUACGGGCGCUUACUCAAUCCUUGCCUGAUAUUUUGCCUUUACUAUACUCAUUACUGGAAAGACACUUUGGAGCUGCAUUACAUGAAGCUGGUAAGCAACAACUGGAUGCUGCGAAACAGCAUGCUGCCACAGUAACAGCUACUCUUAAUGCUGUCAAUGCAUAUGCUGAAUGGGCUCCUUUGCCUGAUCUAGCGAAAUAUGGAAUUAUUCAUGGGUGUGGUUUUUUACUUUCUUCUGCUGAUUUUCGUCUUCAUGCUUGUGAGUUUUUCAGACUUGUCUCUCCAAGGAGGAGACCUGUUGAUGCCUCUGCUUCUGAAUUUGAUUCUGCAAUGAAUAAUAUCUUUCAGAUCUUGAUGAAUGUCUCCAGAGAAUUUUUGUACAAAUCUGGGUCCAGUGCUGGGGCUAUAGAUGAGAAUGAGUUUGAGUUCGCCGAAUAUGUAUGUGAGAGUAUGGUGUCUUUGGGUUCUUCCAACUUGCAAUGCAUUUCUGGUGAUAGCAAUAUGCUCUGUCUUUAUUUGCAACAGAUGCUGGGAUUUUUCCGACACUAUAAGCUAGCUCUUCAUUAUCAAUCCCUGCCCUUUUGGUUGGCACUAAUGAGAGAUUCAUUAAUGUCCAAGCCAAAAGUUGUUGCACUUUCAUCUGGAGAUGGUUCUGCUGUUAAUAGCUUGGGACCUGGUACUGGGCAGGUUGAUAAUGAAAAAGCAAAGAUUUUAGGUCUAAUGGGUGAUGAGAUUUAUAGUGAAAUCUUGGAUAUCACUUUCCUCCGCAUGCUUAAAAGAGAAAAAGUGUUUCCUGGGACGUCCCUUUCUCUUGGGGUGUUGGAGUUAUGGAGUGAUGAUUUUGAAGGCAAGGGUGAUUUUAGCCAAUACCGUUUCAAGCUGUCUGAGUUGAUGAAGUUUGUUGCUUCAUUUAAGCCCCUAAUAGCUGGUACUAAAAUUUCUGAAAGAAUUUUUUCAAUCAUCAACAGCAUCUUGAUUUCACCAGCGCCUAUUCAGGAAUUAGCUGUGAUGGAAAGCACGCAAGUGGCUCUUGAAAAUGUUGUAAAUGCAAUUUUUGAUGGAUCACAUGAAUUUGCAGGCGGGAGUUCUGAAGUUCACCUUGCCUUGUGUAGAAUAUUUGAAGGUUUACUUCAACGACUUCUUCCUUUGAAAUGGACGGAGCCAGCUCUUGUACAAGUCCUUGGGCACUAUUUAGAUGCAUUGGGUCCCUUUUUGAAAUAUUUCCCAGAUGCUGCGGGCAGCGUUGUCAAUAAACUGUUCGAGCUUCUGAAUUCACUUCCAUUUGUUGUUAAGGAUCCUGCUACAAGUACUGCACGGCAUGCAAGGCUGCAAAUUUGUACAUCAUUCAUUCGGAUAGCCAAAGCUGCUGACAGAAGCAUUCUGCCUCACAUGAAGGGUAUAGCUGAUACUAUGGCAUAUAUGCAACGAGAAGGUUGUCUGCAUCGUAGCGAACAUAAUCUUUUAGGCGAAGCAUUUCUUGUCAUGGCUUCUGCUGCUGGGAUUCAACAGCAGCAAGAAGUUUUGGCCUGGUUACUUGAACCUUUGAGCCAACAAUGGAUGCAACUGGAGUGGCAAACUAGUUAUUUGUCUGAACCACUGGGUCUGGUUCGUUUGUGUUCUGAGACCCAAUUUAUGUGGUCAAUUUUCCACACUGUGACAUUCUUUGAGAAGGCACUGAAAAGGAGUGGAACCAGAAAGGGGAUUUUGAAUUCACAAAACAGCUCAACAGCAAGUACUCCUUUGCAUCCAAUGGCUUCACAUCUAUCCUGGAUGCUGCCUCCUCUCCUGAAAUUGCUUCGUGCAAUACAUUCUCUUUGGUCUCCAUCCAUAUCUCAAGGACUACCUGGGGAACUGAAAGCUGCUAUGACCAUGAGCGAUUUUGAGCGAUAUGCACUUCUUGGGGAGGGGAAUUUUAAAUUGCCCAAGGGUGCUUUAACUUUUGCAGAUGGAUCUCAGAUUGACAUGAGUAAGGAAGGCUAUGCAGAAACUAAUGAAUCUGAUAUACGAAAUUGGUUGAAAGGCAUCAGAGAUAGUGGGUACAAUGUCUUGGGCCUAUCUAUGACCAUUGGAGAUCCAUUUUUUAAAUGUUUGGAUGUUCAUUCUGUUGGGGUAGCACUAAUGGAAAACAUACAGUCCAUGGAGUUCAGGCAUAUAAGACAGCUUGUCCACUCAGUUCUGAUAUAUUUGGUCAAAUUUUGUCCUUCAGAGAUGUGGGAAGUCUGGCUGGAAAAGCUCCUAUACCCAUUAUUUCUCCAUGUUCAGCAAGUUCUCAACUUUUCUUGGUCAAGUCUUUUGCACGAAGGUAAAGCAAAGGUUCCAGAUGUCCAUGGCAUGCUUCCAGGGUCAGACAUGAAAGUGGAAGUGAUGGAGGAGAAACUGCUUCGAGAUCUAACUCGUGAGACUUGCUUACUUCUCUCUGCUAUAGCUUCACCAGGAUUAAAUAUGGGACUUCCUUCUUUAGAACAAUCUGGGCACAUCAGCCGUGGUGAUACAUCUUCACUAAAGGACCUGGAAGCAUUUGCAUCGAACUCCAUGGUUGGUUUCCUUUUGAAGCACAAAAGCCUGGCGCUUCCUGCAUUGCAGAUUUGUUUAGAAGCUUUCACAUGGACGGAUGGUGAAACAGUGACAAAAGUUUCUUCAUUUUGUGCUACCGUAAUUCAUCUAGCUAUAUUAACAAAUAAUGUUGAACUUCGAGAAUUUGUUUCAAAAGAUUUGUUCUUUGCAAUAGUCAAAGGCUUGGAGCUCGAGUCAUAUGCAGUUAUCAGUGCAGAACUUGUUGGUCUCUGUCGAGAAAUAUUCAUCUAUCUUCGUGAUAGAGAUCCAGCCCCAAGACAGGUCCUACUCUCUCUCCCUUGUAUAACACCCCAAGAUUUGGUUGCGUUUGAAGAAGCUUUGACAAAGACAUCUAGUCCUAAGGAACAGAAGCAGCACCUCAAAAGCUUGCUUUUAUUAGCCAGUGGAAACAAGUUAAAAGCACUUGCUGCUCAAAAAAGUGUAAAUGUAAUCACAAACGUUACAGUGAGACCUCGGGGCUCAGUUACUGCUUCAGAAACCAGAAUUGACGAGGGGGAUUAUGUGGGCUUGGCCGCCAUUAUGUGAGAUAGUUGCAGAAUUGAUGUACAGAUAAAAAGUCGAAGAGAAAAAAGAUCUGUUUUGACAAACAUACUAUACUAGAAGGCCAGUUUUAUUUGCCUCUAUAGUUACAUGUAGAUUAGCAAAACCAAUUGUUUCACACAGCUGACACAGGAGCCUGUAGAAUAUCUAACAUCCCAUGGUAUAUACCAUUAUCUUAUGCUUUUGCCCUUUUUUUGGCAAUUUUUUUUUCUUAGCUUCCAUGGCGGCUUUUGAAGCCACGCUUGUAUUUUACCCUCCAAAUUUGUCGCUUCAAUAUUAUACUAUUGUUUUUUUAACAAA
Molecule: messenger RNA, 4128 nt
Organism: Jatropha curcas
Lineage: Eukaryota; Viridiplantae; Streptophyta; Magnoliopsida; Malpighiales; Euphorbiaceae
Product: ARM repeat superfamily protein
Biological process (GO): protein export from nucleus; RNA export from nucleus
Cellular component (GO): nucleus; RNA nuclear export complex; cytoplasm
Molecular function (GO): nuclear export signal receptor activity; RNA binding
Source: RefSeq, a predicted model, not a curated record